Anoplopoma fimbria (sablefish) is the source of this 1183-nucleotide messenger RNA. RefSeq names its product iron-sulfur cluster assembly 1 (gene isca1). Gene Ontology annotation, biological process: iron-sulfur cluster assembly. Gene Ontology annotation, molecular function: 2 iron, 2 sulfur cluster binding. Lineage: Eukaryota; Metazoa; Chordata; Actinopteri; Perciformes; Anoplopomatidae. Gene Ontology annotation, cellular component: mitochondrion; cytoplasm. The transcript is spliced from 4 exons. The record is from RefSeq and is a predicted model, not a curated record. Bases 28 to 417 code for a protein of 129 amino acids.
CAAUGUUGUGAUUAUAACCUGAGCAACAUGUCUGCCUCCAUGGUGCGGGCGACCGUCCGAGCGGUCAGCAAAAGAAAGAUAUUAGCUACAAGAGCCGCGCUGACGCUGACUCCAGCCGCUGUGAACAAGAUCAGGUAUUUGCUGCAGAACAAGCCAGAAUAUAUCGGUUUGAAGGUCGGGGUGAGGACGCGUGGCUGUAACGGAAUGACUUACACACUGGACUACACCAAGGAGAAAGGGAAAUCUGACGAGGAGGUGCUGCAGGACGGCGUCAGGGUGUUCAUAGAGAAGAAGGCCCAGCUGACCCUGCUGGGAACCGAGAUGGACUUCGUGGAGUCCAAGCUGUCCAGCGAGUUCGUCUUCAACAAUCCCAACAUAAAGGGCACGUGUGGCUGCGGAGAGAGCUUCAACAUCUGAGCAACACGGGGGAGCCUCCAUCCUCCUCCCCCCGCACUGUCCCCCGAUCCCAAACCCCCGUCCCACCCACGAAGACUGAGAGACUGAAUAGUGACGAGGACGUCGGGCGCGAGGAAGUUGCCUGAGACGCGGCGGUGUUGCCUACCACUGCUGUUACUGCGGAGCAUUGCACGCACACACAGUCCAAGUAUGCAUAAACGGGUUCAGAGGAAGGUUUUAAUUCAAUCUGUGUAGCCAAAACUAUCUCAACAUGUUGGUUUUUAGGGUCAGUUAGCUCUGAUGUUGACAACUGCUUUUAUUUAAAACUCAAACAUAUUAUUUUUUUUAGCUUUGCUGCCGUUUUACACGUACAAUAUACGCACAUUAUUUUCAGAAAUUCAGAUUAAAGUUGGUGAAGCUUGAAUCCAUCCACAAAACACCCAUAGGCCAACCUCAGCUGUUUGAUGAACAAACACCGUGAGACAGUGUGCUUUCAUAAACCCAGCAGUAUGCAACAGUGGAAGAGUUUGAGUGUCUUGAAACUGCUUUAUUCAUUUGUAAAGUGUAUAUUUAUCUCAGUGUGUAAAUAUAAAGAAUGUAUAUCUCCCUUGAACCACACAAGCGCACAAAAAAAAAACAUGUAUUCCUCACAUAAGAGUACAUGAGGUUUAUGUUCUCUUUAUUUUUUCUUCUUUUUUUUUUUUUUUUUAGUUUGAUCAAAGCCAGGAUGUUGUGUUUUUACUGUGCACAACAUCAUAUGUGUACAUAUGAAAUAAUAAAUGGCUAA